UAAUUUAAAAUGAGUCGUUUAAAAAUUCGAUCAUUCUGUAUCAAUUCGAAUAUUUUCAACAUAAUUUCUGGAUAAUUUAAUAUAUUGACCUGUUUUAUUUUUAGCUGAUGAUCCAUUAAUUGUUCCAUAUAAUGAUAGUCUACUUUCUUAUUUAACUCGUAUAUCAAACUCAAUGAUUGAAUCUACAGGUUCAAUAGCAUUAACUCCUAAAGAAUUUGAUAUACUUCUAAUUCUCAGUGGUAAACAAUCAAAAAGUGAUAAAAUUGAGCAAUUAUGUUCAAUAUUUUUUCGUUUACUUCGUCAAAAUGUACUAUCAAAAAAGAAGAAAAAAAAAUUUUCAAAUAAAACAUCUGAACAAGAUUUAAAUAUUUCAAUUCUUAAAAUAAUACAAAACUUAAUAAUUCAUAUUGAAAAUCCUCUAGU
This is a messenger RNA of Rotaria sp. Silwood2, 423 nucleotides long. The record is from the annotation of a GenBank genome assembly. Lineage: Eukaryota; Metazoa; Rotifera; Eurotatoria; Philodinida; Philodinidae.